AUGGUGCGAGGGCUGCAGCUCCUCUCCUGCAAGGAAAAGCUGACACAGCUCGGCUUCUUCAGCCUGGGAAAGAGACCAAGCCCUGAUCUAACUGUGCCCUUCCAGUACCUGAGGGCAACCUACAAGAAAGCUGGACAGGGACUUUGCCGGCUCAUGCCACGUCCCGCAAGGCGCCCCUCGGCGGGGCCGCGCCGUGCCCGCCCCUGCCCGGCCCGCCGUGGUUCCGCCUCCGCCGGGCUCUCUCCGUACUGGCUGUGGCGCCGCUGGAAGAGCUGCUCGCUCUGGUGCUGGCGGAGCAGCACGGUCUUUUGGCUCCGCCUGGCGCGGGCUCUGGCCCAGCCGCGGCCGAGGCCCCGGCCCCGAAAGAAGCCCCUGCCGCGGUUCCGCCCGCUGCCGCCCCGCUGCCGCUCGGCUCCCGCCCCGUGGCCGACGGCGUCGCCGGCAGCUUCCCCGCUCCGAGCUCCGCCUCUCGCCAGCUCGGCCGCCCGCCCCGAGCCGCCGCAGCCCGGGGAGGCUGGGCAAGCAGCAGCGCGCCGGGCGGGCGGGUGCCCCGAGCAGAAGAGCGGGAGCGCGGUGCUGCCCGCACGGGCGGAGAAGCCUCCCCUAGAGCAGCUCUACAGGGAGGGCUCGCUGCUGGGCAGCGGCGGCUUCGGCAGCGUUUACUCCGGGACCCGGCUCGCCGACGGCGCCCCGGUGGCCAUCAAGCGAGUGUCCCGGGACCGCAUCUCGGAGUGGGCGCGGCUGCAGAACGGCGUCCUUGUGCCCCUGGAGCUGGCGCUGCUGUGGAUGGUGUCGUGGCCUGGCUUCCGCGGCGUCGUGCGGCUCCUGGACUGGUUCAAGGUGCCCGAGGGCUUCGCGCUGGUCAUGGAGCGUCCGGAGCGCUGUCAGGACCUCUGGUACUUCCUGCACGAGCGGCGCUUCCUGACGGAGCCCGUGGCGCGGGGGCUGUUCCGCCAGGUCCUGGAGGCCGUGCGGCACUGCAGCAGCCGCGGCGUCCUGCACCGCGACAUCAAGGCCGAGAACGUCCUUGUGGACCUGGCCACAGGCGAGACGAAGCUCAUCGACUUCAGGUGCAGCACGAUCCUCCAGGACACGUUCUACACCCAGAUGUCAGGAACGCCGGAGUACAGCCCACCGGAGUGGAUCCUCUUUGGCUGCUACCAUGGCCAGCCAGCCACCAUCUGGUCCCUGGGCAUCCUGCUCUAUGAGCUGGUCUGCGGGCACCUUCCUUUCCACACCAAUGAGGACAUCAUCCGGGGCCAGCUUUGCUUCCCCGCCCGGGUGUCUCAAGAGUGCCAGCACCUCAUCAGGUGGUGUUUAUGCAUGGACCCCACUGACAGACCAUCACUGGAGGACGUUUUUGAGCAUUCUUGGCUGCAGGAGCCCUGUCUGGCCUAGGAGACAGCAGAGAUGCAUCCCUGUGCACAGUAGGAUCCAGGAGCCCAGCAAGUAUCAGCAGCACGCGUCCCGUGGCGCUGGAAGAAAAGCCCAGAGCGUUUCCCUGCAGCUGCGGCGCGGAGGAGAGAGCGCAGCCGAGGAGAUGCU
This is a messenger RNA of Haemorhous mexicanus (house finch), 1545 nucleotides long. Its product is annotated as serine/threonine-protein kinase pim-1-like. Gene Ontology annotation, cellular component: cytoplasm. Gene Ontology annotation, molecular function: protein serine/threonine kinase activity; ATP binding. The transcript is spliced from 6 exons. The record is from RefSeq and is a predicted model, not a curated record. NCBI's taxonomy places the organism in Eukaryota, Metazoa, Chordata, Aves, Passeriformes, Fringillidae. Bases 1 to 1398 code for a protein of 465 amino acids. Gene Ontology annotation, biological process: protein autophosphorylation.